ACUCUCACCCUCUCUCGCACUCUCACCCUUUCUCUCUCUUCCUUCCUUGCUUGCUGUAAUUAACUUGAUAUGAAAGAAUAGCAGAAAAAAAGAUGACGAUGUUCGGCCCAACACAACUGAUCUAUGUGUUCCUCCAUUAUUUCAUCUGCUGACACCAGAAACUGUUUUACAGACAUUUAUUAUUAUUAUUAUCAUUAUUAUUCAUUACUCCCCUCCCUGGAUUUUAAUUCCGAAGAUUUCAAAGUGUCUUCACCACCAUCACCAUUGAUUUAUUGUUGGAUAUUUUAACAUGUUUCCGAUGACACCUCCAGCAGCCGGUUAUCAAGAUCCCCAAAUUGCGCCGUCAUCAGUACCAGCCACUCAACAGACACCAUCAACUCAAUUGGUGGAAUUCACUAGUCCACCACGACCAAAUGUCGGUCUUUUAGGAAGAACCAUACAGCUACGGGCGAAUUACUUUAAGAUAUCUAUUCCCAAAGGUUAUAUACAUCAUUAUGAUGUCUGUAUUACCCCUGAUAAAUGCCCUCGACGUGUCAACAGAGAAAUCAUCGAGACAAUGGUACAAGCUUACAGUAAAAAGAUUUUUAAUGAAGAAAAGCCAGUAUUUGAUGGCCGAAAGAAUCUUUACAGCAGGGCAUAUCUUCCUUUUAAUCGAGAACGAGUUGAGCUUGAGGUUACUUUACCAGGCGAGGGAAAAGACAGAAUAUUUAAAGUUGGAAUCAAAUGGGUAGCCCAAGUGAACUUGUUCGCAUUAGAAGAGGCUUUAACAGGCCGAACUCAACAAAUUCCAUUUGAUGCUAUACAAGCCCUUGAUGUUGUCAUGCGACACAGACCGAGCAUGACUUACACACCCGUUGGACGGUCAUUUUUCUCUCAACCCAAAGAUUAUGAACAUCCCUUAGGAGGAGGACGAGAAGUGUGGUUUGGUUUCCAUCAAAGUGUGCGGCCGUCCAACUGGAAAAUGAUGCUGAAUAUUGAUGUAUCUGCUACAGCAUUCUACAAAGCCCAACCAGUCAUUGAGUUUAUGUGUGAAGUUCUUGACCUGCGUGAGAUCGGGGAACAAAAACGACCGCUUACAGACUCACAGAGAGUGAAGUUCACCAAAGAAAUAAAGGGUUUAAAGGUUGAGAUAACGCAUUGUGGUCAGAUGCGUCGUAAAUACAGAGUAUGCAAUGUGACAAGACGCCCUGCACAGACACAGUCGUUUCCUUUGCAAUUAGAGAAUGGUCAAACAGUUGAAUGCACCGUAUCAAGGUAUUUCUAUGAUAGAUACAAGAUGAAAUUGCAGUAUCCCCAUUUACCAUGUCUUCAAGUUGGUCAAGAACAAAAACAUACUUAUCUCCCCUUAGAAGUUUGUAACAUAGUUGGUGGACAGAGAUGUAUAAAGAAGCUCACUGAUAUGCAAACAUCCACAAUGAUUAAGGCCACAGCCCGAUCAGCCCCUGACAGAGAACGGGAGAUCAAUAGCUUGGUGUCUCGAGCUGAUUUCUGUGGCGAUCCUUAUCUUUAUCAAUUUGGUGUCAGUGUCAGUACAAAAAUGGUGGAGGUCGAAGGAAGAGUAAUCGAUGCUCCGAAAAUUCAAUAUGGGGGACGGACUAAGGCCCUUGCAGUACCAAAUCAAGGAGUGUGGGAUAUGCGAGGGAAACAAUUCUUUAUUGGAAUUGAAAUCAGAGUAUGGGCCAUCGCUUGUUUUGCUGCUCAAAGAUCUGUCCGAGAAGAAUCAUUAAGAAGUUUUACCCAGCAACUCCAGCGAAUAUCUAACGAUGCUGGGAUGCCUAUCAGCGGACAACCGUGUUUUUGUAAAUAUGCUAACGGUCCGGAUCAUGUGGAACCCAUGUUUCGUUAUCUGAAAAACACAUACCAAGGAUUGCAGUUGAUUGUGGUGAUACUUCCCGGCAAAACCCCCGUCUAUGCGGAAGUGAAACGAGUUGGAGAUAUAUUAUUUGGUCUGGCAACCCAAUGUGUUCAGGCCAAAAACGUUACCCGCACUUCACCCCAAACAUUAUCCAACUUAUGUCUAAAAAUCAAUGUAAAAUUAGGUGGAAUCAACAGCAUUUUACUUCCAAGUAUUCGGCACAUGUACUGUUACACGCAGGUGGUUGGAAGUAUGGAUGGACAUCCAAGCCGAUAUUCAGCAUCAGUCAGAGUACAACAACAUCGACAGGAAAUCAUCAAAGAACUGUCUCACAUGGUCAAGGAUUUGCUGAUGGAGUUUUAUAAAUCUACUCUCUAUAAACCUGCGCGCAUCAUUUUCUACCGAGAUGGCGUGAGCGAGGGGCAAUUCCAGCAAGUGCUGAGUCAUGAAUUGAGAGCAGUGCGUGAAGCUUGCAUAAGUUUGGAGGUUAGUUACCAGCCUGGCAUUACAUUCAUAGUCGUGCAGAAGAGGCAUCACACACGGCUGUUUUGCUCAGAUAAACGUGAUCAAAUUGGUCGAAGUGGAAAUAUACCGGCAGGCACUACUGUUGAUUACGGAAUUUGUCACCCUACAGAAUUUGAUUUCUAUUUAUGUAGUCAUGCUGGUAUACAGGGUACUUCUCGUCCUUCUCACUACCAUGUCUUAUGGGACGACAACCAUUUUAAUGCUGAUGAGUUGCAAACAUUAACCUACCAACUUUGCCACACCUACGUCCGGUGUACACGCAGUGUUUCCAUUCCAGCUCCUGCGUAUUAUGCGCACUUGGUCGCCUUUCGAGCACGCUAUCAUCUUGUUGAAAAGGAACAUGAUAGGUAUAACCAUUAUGCUUCUUCACUUUCUCUCUUUCACUCUCUUUUCCCUUUCUCUUUCACAUAUCCCACCAUUGUUGCCGCCGUCACCUCACUGGGUAUGGUGGGGAAAGGGGGUAGAUAG
Molecule: messenger RNA, 2848 nt
Organism: Octopus bimaculoides (California two-spot octopus)
Lineage: Eukaryota; Metazoa; Mollusca; Cephalopoda; Octopoda; Octopodidae
Product: protein argonaute-2
Molecular function (GO): protein binding; RNA binding
Source: RefSeq, a predicted model, not a curated record